UGUGAUUGUGUGUGUUCACUUCAGUCAGCAGCAGGCAGGCAGGCAGGCAGGCAGACGUGCUGCCGGAUCCGAGAAAGUGAGACCGCUGCGGGACACGUCUUCUUUUUGGGGAAACUUCGCAUCGCUACUACUCGUUGACUCGACUCGCACAGGAGUCCGGCUACGUUUAGUCCGCUAUGGAUCGUCUACCAGCGCGGACCAGACGGCGCGUCUUGCCACCAAAACAGUCGUGAUUGUCAUCCGCAGGAUCGGAGCCGGAGAGCUGAAAUCCUUUUUAUUGUAUUUUUUUGGGAGCGAUUUUGUUGUUGUUUUUGCUCUGCAAGCUGGUGACCACAUGUGAGCGCCACUGGGGACCGAAGUUAUCUUUUCUCUCCCAUGGGGUGACCCACAUAGAGCUCCUGAGACGUGACUGUGGGACAGGCGUUCUCCCACCCAGCCCCUUCUUCCGGCACUUUCCCUCAAGGCGAUGUUCGUAGUCCCGGCGUAUUCCCUAGCACGACCUCGCCGAGUGAAUGAAUUUUUUCCGUGAAGCCGCCGUGCUGUGCCAGCCCGUCGCCAUGAGGAGCAGAUACUCCCAGUACUACAACCGGACUCUGAUCCCCUACUACUACGUGUUCGCCAAGAACAUGACCAUCGAGGAGCUGGACAAGCGCUACGAGGACAAGAAGGUACUGACGGACCCCAGCAUCAUCAUCGUGGUCCUGUGCACCAUCAUCAUCCUGGAGAACCUGCUGGUGCUCAUCGCCGUGUGCCGCAACAAGAAGUUCCACUCGGCCAUGUUCUUCUUCAUCGGCAACUUGGCCUUCUCCGACCUCUUGGCCGGCUCGGCCUACAUCGCCAACAUUUUCCUGUCGGGCUCGCGGACCUUCGACCUGGUGCCCGUGCAGUGGUUCAUCCGCGAGGGGACGGCCUUCAUCGCCCUGGCCGCGUCGGUCUUCAGCCUCCUGGCCAUCGCCAUCGAGCGUUACAUCGCCAUCACCAAGGUCAAAGUGUACGGCUCCACCAAGACGUGCCGCAUGUUCCUGCUCAUCGGAGCUUGCUGGGUGACGUCCAUCCUGCUGGGUGGGCUGCCCAUCAUCGGCUGGAACUGCAUCGACAACCUCCCCGUGUGCUCCGCCGUGCUGCCACUCUACUCCAAGAAGUACAUCCUCUUCGUGGUGACCAUUUUCAGCCUCAUCCUGCUCUCCAUCGUCAUCCUCUACGUGAAGAUCUACUUGAUCGUGCGCUCCAGCCACCAGGAAGCCACAAACUCCCCCGCCUACGCCCUCUUGAAAACGGUCACCAUCGUGCUGGGCGUCUUCAUCAUGUGCUGGCUGCCCGCCUUCACCAUCCUCCUCCUGGAUUCGUCGUGCACGAUCCAGUCCUGCCCCAUCCUCUACAAGGCCAACAUCUUCUUCGGCUUCGCCACGCUCAACUCGGCGCUCAACCCGGUCAUCUACACGCUGCGGAGCAAGGACAUGCGCAAGGAGUUCCUGCGCGUGCUUUGCUGCUGGGGGGUGCUACAGAGCGGGCGGCCCGCCGACCGCUGCAUGGUGCCGCUCAAGAGCUCCAGCUCUCUGGAGCACUGCACGCACAAACACGAACACCAGACCACCCCCAUCAUGCAAGACUGCACCACUUGCGUGUGACGGCGGCCCGAAAAAAAGAAACAAAAAGAGAGCGGAUGCAAUCGUGUGAACUCGCAAUCAAAUGGCGCCCGUGUUGGGGUGUGAGACCACUUUUGAACACCAACAAAUUGGGGGUGCUUUGGAAAUGUGAAACUGUUCAUGGGUACUCUGAUGAAAUCAUAUUUAUGCUCCCCUCUCUCUGUUAGGCUGGAUUUACACUGCAUGGUGUGACACAAAUAUGAUGAUUAUUAUUUGUUUUAACUCUCAAGUGGCACAGUUGGGUUAUUAAAUAGAAAUAAAUAAAUAGAAUUGGAUAUCCUAGUGGUUCGCACAUCUGCCUCGCAGUUCUGAGGUCCAGGUUCGAAUUGCGGUUUCCUGUGUGCUUGUGUGACAUUUCUUCUUCGUGUACUAGGUUUCAAUGUCUGUGUGAAUGGUUGUUUGUCUAUACGUGGCCUGGAAAUGGCUGGCGACCAGUCCAGGCUGUAUCCCGCCAGAAGUCAACUGGGACAGGCUCCGGCUCACCUGCGAUCCCAACGAUGAAAAGCACAAUAGAAAAUCUUCCAAAAAUCUUCCAACUGUGGAUUCAAAUCCAAUCGGUAUUCGAUAGCUGACAAUGCGAGUGCAGUGUUAAUGCACAGAUCAGCUAUAGCAUGGUGAGCUCGACAUCUUUGAAGUACAGCGCUGCCUAGAAAUAGGAGUGACCCGACGGACGAGAUUUUCGAGAUACGACUCGCGAGCGCCAACUCGAGAUACGAGCGCCGUAUGGUGGCAGUGAACUCAAUUCAACUCACUUCACAAUAAGCAGCAGUUUGACAAAUAUUAAACAAUGCAUCAAAAAAGAGGCUGAGAGCUAUUUAAUGCUACUCUCAGUUCAAGUUCACCGUCACACUAACGUUGUGGAUUUAAAACAACGGCGUCCAGUUGAGUGAUGCUAAGGUUACACGCAUUAAAAUUAAUGGGUCGGAAGAGGCACCGCAGGCCAUAAACGCUACGUAACGUUUAAUGUUUGCAUUGAUCAAUUAUUGUUUAGCUCUUUGUUGCCACUGCCCUGUGUUGACGUUUGUGUUGUUACUUCUGUGCAUGUGUUCUGUCCGUGUAGACACUACCAUAUGGGCUAUGUGUGUACAUAUAGACGCAUAUGUGCAUGAAAUUGGAAUUGAGCACUUGGACCUGCAGUGUAAAUCCAGCCUUAGAAGCCAAAAACAAAAAGACACGCUUAAUACCACAUUUGAAAGUGUGUUGUUUCGCGCCGUCUUCAACGCAAAGCUUGCAGCGUUGCACUUUUGUAGCUUGUAGGCCAAGCUCCUGACGCCCGACGUCGUCGUGUUUUACAUUUGGGAUUUCCUCUGAAUUAAUGAAUGAGAAGUAAAAACUCUUGACGAUGCUAUGAUUGUAACACGAGCCAUAUGAUUGCUGUUUCUCUGCGUUGUAUUGUACUUGAUGAAGAUAUGAACUCGUGUACGCUUUAAAAAACAAAACAAAAAUGUAGCCAAAACAAAAAACGUGAAUACAGGACAUAAUAGGCCUUCAUAUUUAUAAACCAUUCCACAAUGCACGCCAUCGGCUAAAAGCAGCGCUAUAUAGUCCCAAUAUAACCUUACAUAAAACCCAUUUGACUAACCAUAACCUUCUUCCUUGUAAUGCAUGGAAUUGUAGCUCAUUACAUGUGUAUGAUGUAUUCCAGCCUUGCAUCACUAACCCCCCUUUCCUUUUUUUAUUUUUACGCUCGUCUUGUGUAUCUUAAUGGUUUCCUUUAAGGGAAAGCACAUUUCCUCCAGUGAUACGCUUUAACUGGUUUAUUUUUCUGACAGUGUUGUUAGCAACGUCUCUCUGUUUGUGCUGUCCCAAUUGGGACUUUGGCUGAAUGUAUGCAUGAAGAAGAAGAAGAAGAAGAAGAAGAAGGCGAAGAAGAGGAGGAGGAGGUUUCGGGGCAGGGGUCCCGCAGUCGACAGUAUUACUGCUCAUCCUGGCUCACUGUGAAGUCUUAAAAUAAAAGAAAAAGCGUCCCGGUUUCAUUUGCUCGCCAUAUGUCUCGUGUGCAACCCGAGCUGUAAAUGCCUCCACUAAGAAAAUGUUUAAAAAAACGUGGGACCAGAUCUGGUUUCAACCACACCGAGCGAGCCUGGGAGGUCAGCAUCAUCCUCAUUCUCUACGACUUCCUGCUGCCGUAGGAAGUCCUGUUGUGUUGGUUUAUUCCCAUCGUCCGGUUCCUGUUGUUCAGGAUCAUACUCCCGUUCUUCCUGUGUGUUUUAUUUUUAUUACAAAGAAUAAUUUAAAAAUAAAUCCCAGUCAUUCACACUCACACAGCCCAGUCGGAAUGGUGAAAAGCACUUUGGCAGCUUCAGUGAUGUCAUUUUUAUUUUUUUUUAGGCGUCUGCCACGUGUAUCACUUUUGUCGUGUCGCCUGACUAUAAAUAUAUGAACAUGUAUGUAUGUAUGUACAGUUUAUAUGCGUGUGUUUGUGUAUGAAAAUGUGUCUCGUGUGCAAUAGCCUUUUGUUUGUGUCCUGUAGCACGCCGCCUGUGUCCAUUUGGUACAAUCUGAAACACUAAUGUAGGUACAUUGUUUUAG
Messenger RNA from Phycodurus eques (leafy seadragon), 4178 nucleotides. RefSeq names its product sphingosine-1-phosphate receptor 2 (gene s1pr2). The coding region runs from base 513 to 1628 and encodes 371 amino acids. NCBI's taxonomy places the organism in Eukaryota, Metazoa, Chordata, Actinopteri, Syngnathiformes, Syngnathidae. Gene Ontology annotation, biological process: sphingosine-1-phosphate receptor signaling pathway. Gene Ontology annotation, cellular component: membrane. Gene Ontology annotation, molecular function: sphingosine-1-phosphate receptor activity. The record is from RefSeq and is a predicted model, not a curated record. The transcript is spliced from 2 exons.